AUGGUCCCGCAAGACGCGCUGCUCUUCCAAGGCACCGUCCGUAUGAACCUCGAUCCAUCUAACACCAUCCCUGACUCUGAUCUCAACGAAUUUCUCUCCAUGUGUGCAUCGCUCAACGCCAUGAAGAGCCAAGCCGAAAACGAUUCCUUGCAAAGUGAUUUGAUGCUAGACACACCGGUCAGCCCAGGCGGAAACAAUUUCUCGCACGGGCAAAGACAGGUGCUCUCGCUAUGCCGAGCAAUGGUGCGCAAGAAUAAACUCACGUUGCUGGACGAAGCGACGUCGAGCGUGGACAUGGGCACGGAUAGCGCCAUCCAGGGUAUUCUCCGCGCCCAGCUGAGCGGUGGGCAGCAUGGCUUGAUUACGGUCGCCCAUAGACUCAAGACGGUGUUAGACUAUGACAAGGUUGUGGUUAUGGGCUUUGGCAAGGUGCUGGAGAUGGGAAGCCCGACGGAGCUCCUGGAUUCCAAGUGCAAGUUUUAUGACAUGAUGGAGCAUAGUGGUGGCGCCGAGUAG
Messenger RNA from Akanthomyces muscarius, 516 nucleotides. RefSeq lists its product as uncharacterized. The record is from RefSeq and is a predicted model, not a curated record. Gene Ontology annotation, cellular component: membrane; fungal-type vacuole. The transcript has a single exon. Bases 1 to 516 code for a protein of 171 amino acids. NCBI's taxonomy places the organism in Eukaryota, Fungi, Ascomycota, Sordariomycetes, Hypocreales, Cordycipitaceae. Gene Ontology annotation, biological process: transmembrane transport. Gene Ontology annotation, molecular function: ATP hydrolysis activity; ATP binding; ABC-type peptide transporter activity.